Daphnia magna is the source of this 1551-nucleotide messenger RNA. RefSeq lists its product as uncharacterized. Bases 1 to 1551 code for a protein of 516 amino acids. The transcript is spliced from 2 exons. The record is from RefSeq and is a predicted model, not a curated record. NCBI's taxonomy places the organism in Eukaryota, Metazoa, Arthropoda, Branchiopoda, Diplostraca, Daphniidae.
AUGGGGGGAAUUGACCUCUUGCUCGGUAAAGACUUCCUGGAGAGAUUUGGAACGAGAAUGAAAAUAGGGGCUCUGCCUGAAUUCAUCAUUGGGGACAUUCCAAUGGGGAUGAUGGCAGAAAAAGAGAUUGAAACACCCGAGUUGGUGUCCCGAGUGGGGCGCAUGAUACCCGCACGUUCAUCGGUGGUGGUCGAAAUAGAGUUGACAGCAGGAAUCCCGGGGAAGAACGGGGCAAUGAUUGAGCCCUCGACUAGCGUACUGGAGUGGAAGGGCGUCUCAACGGGGCGAUUGUUAGUAGCGGAUUGCGAGACGUUCAAUCAAGUGCUGGUAACCAAUUUCUCAGAUUGCAAUCAGUGGGUACCGAGAAACAUGGUCCUGGGGACGCUAGAAGAGAUCACCUUAGCUGAAGAGGGUACAGAUAGCGAGAAGGAGGUGGUGGCGUUGGCCGCCCUGGGAGCACCCAAAUGGUCACUAGAAGUGUUCGGAAAGUAUGUCUCGAAGGAAAUUGGGGUGGAUAGUCACGACAAGAUUGUUGGGGUACUUCAAGAUUUUGAGGACUGUUUCGCCGGGGAAAAUGACAGACUCGGGGUGUGCAACGUAGCGGAGCAUGCGAUCGAGACAGGGGACUGUCGUCCCAUCCGACAAAGCCCUUACUCGAGCGCAUGGAAAGAACGGGAGCUAAUGCAGACGCUUGUUCAAGAGAUGGAAGACGCUGGAGUGAAGCUGAAGAAAUGCUUAUUUGCACAAACCAGACUGCAAGCUCUAGGUCACGUCAUGGAUAAGGAUGGAAUCGCCCCGGAUCCUGAGAAGAUUUGUGCGGUUCGAGAAUUCCCUAGACCGCCGGCUAACGCGACUAAUGCCCAGAAAAUUAAACAUGUGAGGAGCUUUAUCGGGCUAUGUUCGUAUUACCGGCGAUUUAUCAGCAAUUUUGCAAAAAUUGCAAAGCCGUUACACGACCUCACGAAACAGGGAAAAUCCUUUUGUUGGGGAGCAGAACAAAAAGGAAGCUUUAAUGCUCUGAAGGAGCGUUUGAUUGAGGCGACACAAUUAGCAUAUCCCGAUUAUGGGAAGCCGUUUGACAUUCAUCCCGAUGCCUGUGAAUACGGGAUAGGCGCGGCGCUAGUACAGAAAACGGGAGAUGGAGAGAGACCGGUAGCCUUCGCAAGUCGUUUGCUAUCAGCUACUGAACGUAACUACUCAAUAACCGAGAAGGAGUGCCUUGCGCUUGUCUGGGCAAUGAAAAAAUUUCACUGCUACAUUUGGGGGAUGACGGUGAGAGUUGUGUCGGACCACCAUGCUCUGUGCUGGUUAACUACGAAGAAGGAUCUGGCUGGAAGACUAGCCCGUUGGGCACUGCUGGUACAGGGUUAUGAACCCCAGGUGUUGUACAAAAGUGGGAAAUUACACGAGGAUGCAGACGCGUUGUCGCGGUACCCAGUAGGCCCCGCAGAAGAAGAAGAUGAGAGCGAUUCCCUGCUACCUGUGCUGCUAGUCACGCUCAACGGGGACUUGGAGCGAAUUCGCGUGGGACAAGAAUCUGUCCCACAAUGA